GCCGGCGGGAAGAAAGCGGCGGUAGAGUUUUGUCCGCUAGUCCGGGGGACUACAGGAGUAACCCGCCUGGAGUUUGCAGCCUCAGAGAGCACGGCUUCUGCUCUGGGCGGUGCCCCUGCCCUCAGGGACCAUGGGCCGGAUCUCGGGGAUCGUCCCCUCUCGCUUCCUGACGCUCAUGGCGCAUCUGGUGGUCGUCAUCACUUUAUUCUGGUCCCGGGACAGCAACAUCCAGGCCUGCCUGCCUCUCACGUUCACCCCCGAGGAGUAUGAGAAGCAGGACAUUCAGCUGGUGGCAGCGCUCUCUGUCACCCUGGGCCUCUUUGCAGUGGAGCUGGCCGGCUUCUUCUCAGGAGUUUCCAUGUUCAACAACACCCAGAGCCUCAUCUGCGUUCCCAAGCCAUCGGAGCGCACUGUAGUGCGUCCGUGGCCCUGUCCUUCUUCAUAUUCGAACGCUGGGAGUGCACGACGUACUGGUACAUUUUUGUCUUCUGCAGCGCCCUCCCGGCCGUCACUGAAAUGGCAUUAUUCGUCGCUGUCUUUGGGCUGAAAAAGAAACCUUUCUGAUCACCACCAUGACGGGAACGUACGAACGAAGGCUGGAGGAGCAAGGGGCCAGGCACGGUUCCUGAAAGGAAGAAGGUGUAGGCUUCUCACUCUGAAACUGCGCCUGGUGGAUGAUGUCUGUUGCGGUAAUUAGCUCCCGAUUCUGGGAUUAUUAGCGUUUUAUUUAGUGUUUUAUAAUAAGGUAUAUAUUAUAAUAAGAUCAAGACUUAUGAUAAAAAUUUCAGAAGAGAAUGAGGUGGCCAAAUUACUGGAAAACAGCAAUUUUCCGUAGAGCUAACGCUUUUAUUUUGGUUAUUACGGUAGACGUUCGGCGGAAGGGAAUGGGUGGAGAUAUGUAAAUAAAGGUUUGGCCGCCCAGCCCGUGAAAGGAGCAUUCUGGGAGGGAUUGAUUUUUCCCUUUUCAGGGAGCCGGCUGGAAAAAAUAAUGUAAAAGAAAGGUGGCAAUAAAAAUUUAAGUUUCUAAACAGCUUUAGGUUGUCCUGGCUAAGUCGUUGCGUACUCACCCUAUCUAUGAACGGAAUGUUUUGCUCAGAGUACGGCAUGGUACGGCUAUUAUAUUAUCGUUAGGAGGGUUAAUCCUGACCUGUUCCUCCUUUGGGAGGGCAGAUUGGUAUGUGAUGAUUGGAGCUUGCAUGAUACGUGAUUAACGUUCUGCGUAAUCAGGACUUGCAACAUCCUGAUUUCUCCUGUCUGAUACUCCUAACGAUCUUUGGGUUUUUUGGGGGGGGCAAAGUUUGGUACUGCGUUUUUCAAAUGUUGUGUUGGAGGUUAUUUUUCGCGAGUGUAUGUGGACGGGUUUUGGGUCAUCAUGUUAGAGGCAGGUUUCGUUUUUUAUUUUGGCUGUGUGGUGAUAUAUGGAAGGUGUUCAAAAGCCUGUGCUUUGGAGUUGCUGGUUAUGGGUAAGUUUCUGCAGUAUUGCAUGUACUUGGAAGUUUUAUAAUUUUAUUUUCUAGCUGUUACUUUUAUCUCAAAAGCUUAAAAAAACAAAAAAUCAUGUUGUAUACUUUGGGUUUUCUAUAAAAUGCUAGUGUCGUUGGUUGUUCUAAUGGUCUGCUGUUAAAUCUUCUGUAUCACCAGACCAGAAGGGCCACCUUCCCAGAGUGGGAGGUGCUGAUGGUUGUGGCCAACACAAACUUGUCAAAGCACUCUUGUUCACUCAGCAACCUGACGAGAACUCCACCUCCAUUCCACCUCCUUUCCUGCCUCCUAGGAUGGAGAAAGAACAUGUUCAAAUGAAAGUUAGUAAAACACACAAAUUACAAGAUCUAUGAAGUUCCACCCUGUCACAGGAGGAAUGAUGUCACGGUCAUGUUUCCUGGGGCAGAUUCAGCGUUUGUGGGGAGGGCUCUUCGUCCACUUUCCAGCCCUGAAAUGGUGGAGCUCAGGUUACUCCAAAUAAGUAAAAGGCAGCCAAGGAGAUGCUUUCUGGCCAUGCCUCUCAGAUGGUUCUCUGUCUCCCCCUGCAGCCCUUAACCCUGAGCAUUCAUUCUAUGAAGACUUAUCAAGUACUUGCUAUAUGCAAAGCACUCUGAUGGGUACUAGGGGUAUAGCUGUCAAUAUAACCCCUACUUAGCCUCUGCCAUCACAGCUGUUAUGACUAAUGAAGGAGAUGAAUGAGAAACAAUUUAGGGUACACCCAGAGUAAUAGCAAAUUGUGAUAAAUGCUCCAUAGGGGAUUUACCUAUGCUAGGAAGUAGGGGUGAUUUGCCUAAGGUCAGGAGCAGUGUGAGUGAGUUCCUGGAGAAGAGUUGGAGCAGAGAGCUAGGGGCUCGGGCAAAGGGCAGGCCUCAAGGCGGGCCUUGCUGGUCGUCAGAGUCUUGAUCAGGCUCAAUGGUAUCCCACAGCCGGCCCCUUCUGAAGCCAGCUGUUUUUCAGGAACUUUGUGUGGUAGUUGUUAAAUAUAGCCGUUAUUCAAGAAUAUCUUGUAUAAAGUUACAAUUAAAUAAAUUAUAUUAAAAACAGAAGGAAUAAAUACUCAAAACUUACUACUUCCUAAUCCUUUUAUUGCAUUUUACUAUUAUGUAUGCUUUUGAAGUUAUGUUUAUUGUAUUGCUGUGGUGGAAACAUAUUUCAUUCAGUGAUGUCAGGCUGGUAGUUUGAAAUUGGCCUUGUGGGAGAUUUACACCACAGAAAUUGGCAGAUGCUACAAACCAGGCUUUGUUGAUUGUCUAGAUUUAAGAACAUGAUGGCAAAAAUGUUGAUGCAGAUUAAAUUUAAAAGGGUUAUGUCUGUAGUUACUACAUUAUGAAUAGCACAAAAGUUGAGGAGAUAUUCUCCCAGGAUUUGGAAACUAUUAUCACAUUUAGCAGAGAAUACACUCAACAUCAAGGAAUGAAUGAAGUUGCAACAUACGUCCUCGUUUCAUUUUUGUCUUACUUGUAAAUGAAACUAUCAAUCAGUAUUAUGUCAAAACUACACUUGUAAGUGGGAUGCAACUCCAGGUGUCCAACUGUGGUUGAAUUGCAGCCAUAGGUUGUCUACAGAUACAAGAAUAUGGAAGUUUCAGAAAAGAGUAUUGUAUAUUUUAUUAUUACUUGUAAAUUCUGUGCUACAUAUCCUUUAUAUCAGUAAAAUUUAUAAUAAACUUA
Choloepus didactylus (southern two-toed sloth) is the source of this 3152-nucleotide messenger RNA. It is a transcript of the gene TMEM107, whose product is annotated as transmembrane protein 107. The record is from RefSeq and is a predicted model, not a curated record. The transcript is spliced from 5 exons. Gene Ontology annotation, cellular component: MKS complex. Bases 131 to 547 code for a protein of 138 amino acids. Gene Ontology annotation, biological process: protein localization to ciliary transition zone; non-motile cilium assembly. Lineage: Eukaryota; Metazoa; Chordata; Mammalia; Pilosa; Megalonychidae.